Messenger RNA from Procambarus clarkii (red swamp crayfish), 1086 nucleotides. Lineage: Eukaryota; Metazoa; Arthropoda; Malacostraca; Decapoda; Cambaridae. The record is from RefSeq and is a predicted model, not a curated record.
AUGGGCAGCCCUUGGGCCCGCCCCGGCAGCCCUUGGACCGCGGCAGCCCUUGGGCUUUCCCCGGCAGCCCUUGGGCUCUCCCCGGCAGCCCUUGGGCCCGCUCCGGCAGCCCUUGGGCCCGCCCCGGAAGCCCUUGGGCCCACCCCGGCAGCUCCCAAUGAAAGCAUUACCAUCUCAGAUGAAAGCAUUACCACCUCAGAUGAAAGCAUUACCAUCUCAGAUGAAAGCAUUACCAUCUCAGAUGAAAGCAUUACCACCUCAGAUGAAAGCAUUACCAUCUCAGAUGAAAGCAUUACCAUCUCAGAUGAAAGCAUUACCAUCUCAGAUGAAAGCAUUACCAUCUCAGAUGAAAGCAUUACCAUCUCAGAUGAAAGCAUUACCAUCUCAGAUGAAAGCAUUACCAUCUCAGAUGAAAGCAUUACCAUCUCAGAUGAAAGCAUUACCAUCUCAGAUGAAAGCAUUACCAUCUUAGAUGAAAGCAUUACCAUCUUAGAUGAAAGCAUUACCGUCUCAGAUGAAAGCAUUACCGUCUCAGAUGAAAGCAUUACCAUCUCAGAUGAAAGCAUUACCAUCUUAGAUGAAAGCAUUACCAUCUCAGAUGAAAGCAUUACCAUCUCAGAUGAAAGCAUUACCAUCUCAGAUGAAAGCAUUACCAUCUUAGAUGAAAGCAUUACCAUCUUAGAUGAAAGCAUUACCGUCUCAGAUGAAAGCAUUACCAUCUCAGAUGAAAGCAUUACCACCUCAGAUGAAAGCAUUACCAUCUCAGAUGAAAGCAUUACUAUCUCAGAUGAAAGCAUUACCAUCUCAGAUGAAAGCAUUACCAUCUUAGAUGAAAGCAUUACCAUCUCAGAUGAAAGCAUUACCAUCUUAGAUGAAAGCAUUACCAUCUUAGAUGAAAGCAUUACCAUCUCAGAUGAAAGCAUUACCAUCUCAGAUGAAAGCAUUACCAUCUCAGAUGAAAGCAUUACCAUCUCAGAUGAAAGCAUUACCAUCUCAGAAGAAAGCAUUACCAUCUCAGAUGAAAAUCAUCUUGACAGUCGCCGUCAAACUGCACUUGACAAGUUGAGGAUAAAGUCCUAUCAAUAA